UAAUAAUAAUAAUUUAGAAGACAUCAAACAAAUGGUGUAACCCGUACGCCGGGAAACAUUGAAAAGGGCGUCAUUAGCUGAAGCGGUUUAGUGUAGAGUAGCUCUGAGACCACCUCCUAACUCCAACGGAUGAGGUAAACUUUCAUUCAUUACAGCCCAGUUCUCUCUUGUUCACCGUCCUACGCUUUGGCGCCAACCACAGAAGAAGGUUCAUUGUUCCUUGGCUACCAUCUCUGAUCAUCAGCUUCAAGCUCUGCUCUCAUUGAGGUAACUUGCUAAAUAUGACAGAGAAGGAGGACACUUGCUCUCCCACUGGUGUUUUAGAGGACUAUUUCAGAAGCUCAGACUCUGAAACAUACUCUUGCAAAGAACCCAAUAAUGAGUCUGAAUCUCACAAAAAUUCGAAGCUAAGUUCUCGAUGGCAUGGUUUGAUACAAUUAAUGAGAACAAGAUCCAAGAAGCCUUUAAACACAAUGCACCCUCUUAACAUUUUGAACCUCUCGAGGAGAAUGAGUGGCAGUAUGAGGGAAAUUAUAGCGUCGAAAUUUGGGUCAGAAUCUGAUUACGGUUUGAAGUCUCCAUGGAAAAACUUUUCUUUGUAUGAGCUUCAGGUUGCAACCAACUACUUCAGACAAGAAAACUUGAUUGGAAAGGGUGGUUAUGCUGAAGUGUACAAGGGGUGUUUGAGAAAUGGACAAUUAGUCGCAAUUAAGAAGCUAACAAGGGGGAAACCAGAGGACGCUACUGCAGACUUUUUAUCAGAGAUAGGGAUUAUGGCCCAUGUAAAUCAUCCUAAUACUGCUAAGCUAAUUGGCUAUGGAGUUGAAGGGGGCAUGCACUUGGUUCUUGAAUUGUCGCCACAUGGGAGCUUGGCUUCUAUGCUUUAUGGCUCAAAGGAGAAGCUAAAAUGGGGCAUUAGGUAUAAAAUUGCGUUGGGAACGGCUAGGGGUUUGGUAUAUCUUCACCAGAGCUGUCAAAGGAGAAUUAUUCACAGGGAUAUCAAGGCUACAAACAUUUUGCUCAGCGAGGACUUUGAGGCUCAGAUUUGUGAUUUUGGUCUUGCAAAGUGGCUGCCUGAGCAAUGGACUCAUCACACCGUGUCAAAAUUUGAAGGCACCUUCGGCUAUCUUGCUCCGGAGUACUUACUCCAUGGCAUAGUAGAUGAGAAAACCGAUGUAUUUGCCUAUGGGGUGCUACUAUUGGAAUUAGUCACUGGACGGCGAGCGCUAGAUUAUUCCAACCAAAGCCUUGUUCUUUGGGCAAAACCUUUGCUGAAGAAAAGUGAGUCAAGAGAGCUGAUUGAUCCUUCUUUGGCUGAUGACUACAACUCCAGACAGGUGAAUCUCGUGCUCUUGGCUGCUACUUUAUGCAUACAGCCGUCGUCAAUUCGGCGGCCCACUACGAGUGAGGUUCUAGAGCUUUUGCACGGUGACUUUAGUUGCUUGACGAACAUGAAGAAAACUCGAAUUUCAUUUUUCCAAAAGGCAUCUCGCGAAGAACUCACCAAUACAGAAGGCCAAAAAACACAACCAGUAAUAGGUUGACCUUUGAUUGACCAAUUCUUGAGACCAGUAUGAUCAGUCCUCCCCAUAAAAUAUUUUAUAUAUAUAUAUAUUGAUGGUGGUGUACAUAAUGUUAAAAGCAAGAACAAGAGAAUGAAAAAGCAACUUCAGUUUGUAUACAUAGAAAGCUAAAAGAAAGUUAUAGAAAGUUUUAGAACCAAGUACAGGGAUAUAAUUACAGUCUCAACCCAGGCUUUAGGCUCCUCUGCCAGAAAUUCAUGCGGGAACCAAAUUUUGUUUGGAAAAUUUCAUAUUUUGAAAAUUUUAAUAUGCUUAGCAUUUUUUUGUUAUUAUAACUUUUAUCAAGCAUAUAAAUUGAAAUUUCCCUUUUGUUUUAACCAAACUACAGUGGUAAUAUAUCUUGUGUAAUUUUGCAUUUCUUUCCUUUUUUUUCUUUGUUAUGUUGAAAAUAUAAAAUGUUAUCAGG
This is a messenger RNA of Humulus lupulus (European hop), 1989 nucleotides long. Its product is annotated as receptor-like cytosolic serine/threonine-protein kinase RBK2. Gene Ontology annotation, biological process: protein phosphorylation. The coding region runs from base 282 to 1544 and encodes 420 amino acids. The record is from RefSeq and is a predicted model, not a curated record. NCBI's taxonomy places the organism in Eukaryota, Viridiplantae, Streptophyta, Magnoliopsida, Rosales, Cannabaceae. Gene Ontology annotation, molecular function: ATP binding; protein kinase activity. The transcript is spliced from 8 exons.